Molecule: messenger RNA, 4674 nt
Organism: Peromyscus maniculatus bairdii (prairie deer mouse)
Lineage: Eukaryota; Metazoa; Chordata; Mammalia; Rodentia; Cricetidae
Gene: Susd5
Product: sushi domain containing 5
Biological process (GO): Notch signaling pathway; cell adhesion
Molecular function (GO): hyaluronic acid binding
Source: RefSeq, a predicted model, not a curated record
CGGUGCUGGGGACUAGAACCCAGGGUCUGUGCCUGCCAGGCAAGCACUCUGCCAACUGAGCCACCUCCCCAGCCCCAAGAUGGCCUUUUCCCAAGGGAACGGACGGAGCUCGCCCUCCUGAGGACCGAGGCUAGCAAAUCAGCAGCUUCCCUUCUUCAUUUAAAAAAGGUUCGUUUAACGAAGGUUCUGUCUGUGAGCCUGCGCCCAGCCAAGACUUCGGGUCCUGCGUGGCGACCGUCCUCCCCUCGAGGGUACCCACUGCCCGCCCUCCGGGCCCUGGCCCUCCGCCCCGGCCGCGCCCCUGGCGCAGCCCCUUUUGGCACCGCGGCUCCCAGGUGCCCGGCGCAAAGGCGGAGCCAGAUUGCAGCCGCCUGGGUGGCGCCACCGAGACCCCCGGGUGUUUGCGGGUCCCGGCACUCCGGCUGCGACUCCCGCAGCAUCCCCGGCCGCGGCUCCAGCAUCCCCGGGAACCCGAGGCUCUCCGGCCGUGCACAGCCCGCGGACGCCACCACCAUGAGCGCGGGGCCGCGAUGGCCGGCACCCGGCAGCCUGCCUGCGCUCUGCGCCGCGCUGCUCCUGCUGGGUCUGCAGCCGCCCCCCGUGAGCGCCGAGGGGAAACUCUUCCUGCUGGAGUCCCAGAACGGCUCUCAGGGCCUGGACCUGGAGGCCGCUCGGCUCUCCUGCAGGAGCAGGGGUGCCCACCUGGUGUCUGCUGGAGAGCUGAGGAGGGUGGUCCAAGACUGCGCCUUCGCAGUGUGCACAACAGGCUGGCUGGCCGACGGCACCCUUGGGACAACUGUGUGCAGCAAAGGCAGCGAUGAACAGCAAAUCGCCAGAGCCGUUGAUGUGAGAAUUGACAGCCGCCCAGUUCCUGGUGCCAAGUACAAUGCUCUUUGUAUUAAGGAUGAAGAGAGGCCCUGUGGAGACCCACCAUCAUUCCCACACACCAUCCUCCAGGGUCGCACUGGCUUGGAGAUGGGGGAUGAGCUGCUGUAUGUGUGUGCACCAGGCUCCGUCACAGGACGUGGAGAAACUGCCUUCACCUUGCUGUGUAACAGCUGUGGGGAGUGGUACGGACUGGUUCAAGCCUGCGGGAAAGAUGAGGCCGAGGCCCAUAUUGACUAUGAAGACAAUUUCCCUGAUGACAGAUCCGUGUCAUUCAGGGAACUCAUGGAGGAUUCCCGGGCAGAGGGAGAAGAGGAAAAGGCUCAGGAGGAUGCCUCUGAGGAGACACCAAAACAAGACCAUCUGGUCCUCACUUCUGUGUCUAAAGAGAACAUAGCCCAGGAAAAUGCCUUUGUGCCUACCACAGGCUUGCCCGGCCCUGGGAGCAGGGUCCACACAGACUGGCCCAGAUCCCGCCUCAACAGGAAAUACUCACUCUGGUUUCCUGCUGAGACUUUCCACAAGCCAGAGCUGGAAAAGGAAGUGGGGGAUGAGACCAAAGAUCCACUUCCUGCUGGAGACAAUCACAGUGAAGGAAAACUGGUCCCAGGGGAGUCUGAAACCAGGCUGGUCUAUGCCGCCACCUACAGCCCCUCAGAGCCGUUUGUGGAUAGGAAUGACAGCAAGGCAGAGGACCCGGUGGUGAGCAGCAGUGACGAUUCCUGGUUAGAUGGCUACCCUGUGACAGAUGGGGCCUGGAGGAAGGUGGAGGCAGAGCGGGAGCAUGAUGGGUCAGUGGGACUGGAUGAAAGUGUUCUCAUAACCCCCGAUCAGCCCACCGGGAAAGUUAAGGAGCAGAAGAAUUCCACCACCGCACCUAGCAAGUCUGUGGGAGACAGUUCAGUUGUUCCUUCUCAAAUGCUCAAUGUAGAGGCUCUGGUUCCCGGACCCAUGGAUAUGUCUGAGACUGAGGGUCCCUACACCAGGGAUGGUGAUUUGACUAAGUAUCAGUCAACUGUACCCCGCAGAAUCACCACGGAGCGGUCACCUACGGCCACCUUACCCUAUGAACUUACCACCUCCACCGGAGAGACAGUACCAACAACUCUGCGGCAGACACUUGAACUCAUCCCCUCGACUAGUGUGGAGGCCACCCAGCCUCCAGCGGAGGCCACCCAGCCUCCAGCGGAGGCCACCCAGCCUCCAGCGGAGGUCACAGCUCCUGAGAUUCAGGACAGCUUCCCAUACCUGUUGUCUGAGGACUUCUUGGGACAGGAGGGCGCUGGGCCUGGUGCAGGCGAGGAGAAACUCCCAACCUUGGCACCAUGUGUGGGGAAUGAGUGCCCCAGCUUAAGGAGAGGCCCAGUGAUCGCCAUCAUUGUCACUGUCCUGUGCCUGCUGCUGCUCCUGGCAGUCGUGGGAGCUGUCUGGGGUUACCGCAGGUGCCAGCACAAGAGCUCUGUGUACAAGCUGAAUGUCGGACAGCGGCAGGCUAGACACUACCACCAGCAGAUUGAGAUGGAGAAGGUCUAGCCUCUGUCAGCAUGGGCUCUCACAAGGCCACGUGGAGGAAGAUUAACUGUGACCCAUCACACUGAUUAUUCUCAGGAUCGGAGGUGGAAAGGGUUCACCCUCUGAAGUUCAAGUCUUUCUUCUAUCUGCUAAGAAGUGUCUCUGGAGGCAUGUGGAGGGCAGAAAGGGUCUGGUGGAGUCACCACACAUGCCAAGGCCUUCUCAACCACGUGCUCUGGAAUUCAUCGCCCAAAUCACAGACCUCUGCUUUGGCUCUAUUCCAAUAUAAGGGUGGAUUGUUGUUGGAAUCACCUUUUAUCUUACCACACUAAUGUCUUUUCAUCUUUAGAGAGAGAGAGAGAGAGAGAGAGAGAGAGAGAGAGAGAGAGAGAGAGAGAGAAUCACAGACUCCGGGCCCUGAAAUGUAUGAAAUAGUUUUGAUAAACCAUGUGUUUAAGGCCACGUUAGGAAACAAAUGUCCAGUUGUGGAACGGGACGGGGAAGGGUCAUGCUGUUUCCUGUUAGUGUGAUGUUGCUGAGGACAAAUGAGUCAGGAGCCGGAAUGUACUUCAUAAACUUUGGUGUUUCUUUUUUUGUUUGUGGAAAUUGGAGAGAAUUUAAGACUGCCAUUUUGCCUCGGGGUAUGAGGAGCGAACAGGUACGUGCCCACCCUUGGUCCCGCGGUUGUGGGACAGCCCAUUGUUUUCCUUUAAGAACAAUGUGAACUUGGUGCCAAUGAGGAUGACAUUCGGUGUCCUUGUCUGGUCUGUGCCUACAAAUGCCUUGGGAUUGCUACCAGGGCUGAUGACAAUACCCAACUCUUAGUCUCCUCUCUCAGGAUUAACUGUUUCUCUGAACUCCAGUAAAAGGGAUGAUGUGGACGGGAAAGAAUCUUGGAAGAAGCUCAAAGACUGAUAUAUCAAGUAUGGGUGCCUGUUCGAUGGAGGAGGAAUGAAAAUGGACAUGGGUUGCCCUGGGUUGAUCUGUCCCAGCCAUUUCCACCAAGUGGCAUCUCAACGGCUGUCAUUUCUAGAAGGAUGGUCCUCAGAUCAGCGGCCCAUCACAGGGGGAUUUGGUGAAGAUGUAAAUCCUUUAGUCUCAUCCCAGAUUCAGCAAGCCAAAUGCCUGGGGCUGGGCUGGCUCUGAGCUCAAACCAUGGCUCUGAUGUACAUUCAUACUAAGAGCCAUUGGCUUCUGUCAUCUGUGGUGAUCUUGGAACCCAGGAAGCCUGGAGACAGGGAGGUGAGUACCUCAUGUACUGUCUAGCUUGACCUCAGCAUCUCGACAGCAGCGUGUGAAGUGUCACUUCCGGCUGUCUCCAGGGUAUUAGCCCAGAAGUCAGCACACCAUGCUUUUCUAUCUGAAUUCCUUCCUGAAGGCGUGAAAGUGAUGGAGGCUAUAUAUUUAUUCUGAGGCACCAUGGGAGUGUCUACUUUUGUAUGGCACAGGAAAUCCUGGUACAUGUCUUUAUUGGUGGUGGCUUUACUGUUGAAAAGCAGGUGACAGGGAAUGUGGCUUAGUGGCAAUGACUGUCUGGCAGGUGUGAGGCCCUGGGUUCAAACUCUGGUACCACCAGAACAAAAACAUUGGUGAUGGUAUUUUACCAAAGGAAGAAAAAAGAUCUCAUGAUAUAUCUUCUGCGCUGUCACGUGUUUGAUGUGAGCUUUGGAAAACGACAAUAUAACACCAUACAAAAUCCCAACGACCGUAAUGGCCGUUGAAGGCCUGAGGGAGCCUGCUAGAAUAGCUCCGCUUCAGAGGAAAUGGAGAGGAGGGAGAAGAUGCUUUCUGUACGUAGCCAAAGAAGAACUCGAUGGAGUAAACCCAGAGACUGUAUAUUUUUAAAUUAGAGUCUAAUCUCUUGUGAGGUAGCGUUUCUAUUUUUAUUCCUAGUUAUGUAAAAUAGCCUCUGACUCCACAUGGGGGUUCUGUCAGUAACUAAAAUUAACCCGGAACACUGAAUUUAUAUCAACACAUGAGUAGAUGGCAUUAAUACAAGUGAAUUAAUAAGUUUAUUGUAAAUUAUUAACACAUCAAUGCAUUCUUUUGUAGACAUGGACUGUAAAGUAAGCUCAGUGCAUCAGCUCGUAAAUUUCAAUGAUCUGUUGUCAUCUAAAUAAGAUGAAAGAACAUGAGCCUGCAUGUCGGGAGGACACGUGUAGCUAGCUCACUAGGAACCCAAGCUGCCACUGCCAAUGCUUGGAGAAUGGGGAGGGAAAGGGUUUCCUUAAUAUAAAGCUUUUGAUAUAUUUAAAAUAAACAGUUAUUUCCCACAAA